CCUGCUCACCCCUCUCUCUUCUCUCUCCCUGGUAGAGGAGGAAACCUGACUCUCCUGCACUUCCUGCUGGGUUUGAAAACUGCAGCAGACGAUGAGCUGGUCGCUGAACUUGUGGUGAACAUCCUGAAAGUGUGCCCGGACUUACUGAACAAGUACUUCAAGGAAGUGACGUUUUCCUUUCUCCCAAGGGUGCAGUCCACUUGGUCCAGUAACAUCAAACUGCUAAACAAGAUCUACGCCGCCCAGCCAGACAUCUCCCGGGCGUUUCAGACCAGAGAGUUCGUGCCGCUGCCGCGGCUCCUGGCCAUGGUGAUGGUGACCACCGCGCCCCUGGUGUGCAAUAAGAUCAUGUUCACGCAGGCACUGAACCUGGACAGCAAGUCAGUGAAACACACAGCUUUAUCCCUUAUUUCCGUCAUUUUGAAGAGAGCCUUAAAGACCAUUGACUACUGCCUGAAUAAAGGGGCCUGGGAGGAGUCCGGUGUGUACACGGCCGCGAUGAUGGAGGACUUCGUGCGGCUCUUCAGAGAAGCCCUGAGCAAGGUUUUACCAGACCUGAAUGCCAUCGUGUGGGUCUGGCAGUCACUUAGGAAGCAGGAGACAGGACAGGAUGACGAGAAAGCGAAGAAAAGGGGCAACAGGACCCCUGCUACCUGCGUGGCUCCCCAGAGCGAUGAUGCAGAAACCAUUCUCCUGAAAGCCGUCCUGCUCCAGGUCAUCUGCCUCUACCAGAAGGUGGUCCCGCACGUGGUCAUGCAGUACAACUUUGACUUCAGCAAGCUCCUGAAAGGCGUCAUCUCAGAGGAGGGCCUGCGUGAGGAGGUGCCUGUCACCCUGCAGCACCUUGUUCUCAAGGUGGCCCUGGCACUGCCCGCCAGCAAGUUUCUGUGGUUAAAGGCCCAGGAAGGCCCAGAUGCAGAAAUUAUUGGAGGAAAGCGAUCCGUGUUUUACUUACUGAUGAAGAUGUUUGUGACCAGUAGCCACGCGCAUCUCAGGGCAUCAACCAAACUUCUGAUCGUGAAGAUCCUGCGGGACACAGGGGUGUUUGAGCACACCUGGCAGGAGCUGGAGCUGUGGCUGGAGCACCUGGAUGACACCACGGAGGAGAACAAGGAGGCCGUGAUUCAGUUUUUGGAACGCGUUCUCCUGACAUUGGUGGCGAAUCCCUAUUCAUACACGGACAAAGCGUCUGACUUUGUCCAGGAAGCCAGCGCCCUGCAGGCCUCCGUGACGCGGCAGGACGCCGAUGAUGUCAGCAUUCCCAUCUCCCACAUUGACGAUGUUCUCGACAUGGUGGAUGUCCUGGUGGAGGGCAGCGAAGGCUUGGAUGAGGAGGUUGGAUUCUUACUGAAUGAAGACACGAUCCUGCUCACAUUCCCGUUCAGCGCUGUGGUCCCCGCUGCCCUGGAAGCCAGGAAUAAGUUGCUCCUUGGAACACAAAGUGAAGCAGGAGAAAGCAUUGUGGCUUAUCUGACAGGGGUGCUGACGGACCUCCUCCACACCCAGAGAGACCCGCUGGCUCUGUGUCUUCUGCUUCAGUCUUACGACAAGUUGGAGCCUCCGCUCCCACCUUGCUGCCGUCAGCUGUCCAGGUUCAACAGAUACUACAGCCUCUGGAUCCCGGAGCCAGCCCGAGAGGCCUUGGCGCUGCAGACGUCGGGCAGCCCUGCUCCACCGGACCCCCCAGCCCCCUCCUUCAGUGCCCUGCUGCAGAUGGCCUACACGGGCCAGGGCCAGGGCCAGGGCGCACUCCCGCUCCUGGACGAGGGGGUCCAGGGGCAGCUGCGGGCUGCCCUCCCGCACCUCCCGAUGCACCAGGCCCUGCGCUCCGCCAAACACCUGCUGCUGUACAUCAGGAGCGCCGUGGAGAACUUCGGCCAGCUGGGCAGGAGGACGGGGCCUCCCCUGCUGCAGUUCCUCCUGGACCUCCUCAGGCGCCUGGUCAUCCACUGUCAGCAGCUGGAUGCCCAGAACCAGCAGAAGCGCCAGGCGGCCCAGGCUGAGUCCGACCUCUUUUUGGACGUGGAGUCCAUGGCCUUGCUGGAGUUGGCCGAUGACAAGACGCUGGAGGAGGUGCUCGUGGCCGUCCUCAAGCAUCCCACGCUGGAGGGCUGGUACCUGGCCCUGGAGCAGCAGGCACUGCCCCCGCACACGCUCAGUCCCGUCCUCGUGAAGCUCCUGGCGGCCCACCUCAGCGCGGGGGUGCUUCCACUGCUGGUGGCGAGUGCCCCCAUCCUCCAGGGCCUUGGUCAGCUGGGGCUCCUGGCCAGGUACUCGGAGGCCGUCACCCAGAGUGUCCUGAAAGAGCUGCGGAACCGGAGGGCCUGUGCAGCCACGCCGAUGCCAAAGACCCUUCCUCAGCUCGAAGCCCUGCAGGGGCUGCACCCGUACAUGGAGGGCACCCAGCUCCGGGAGGUCACCCUGGCCCUGCUGAGCCUGCCCGAGGCCCACCUGGUGGCCCAACGACCCACUAAGUCCCGCCAGAAGGAGAGACACCUGAACGCUCUCGGGGAGACCCUGGUCCAGCUGCUGACCAGCCGCCCCCAGGAGCAGCUGCAGAGCGGCGAGCUCCUCCGGGCCUCCAAGUACCUGAGAGGCCUGGGGGCUUUGCUGCCCACGCUGGCCGUGGACGAGCUGGACGCCGUGCUCCUCCAGGCCCUGCAGAGAGAGCCGGCUCUGGCCCCCGCAGUCGGGGUCACUCUGCUCGACUACUGCCUGGCCCGGCGGACGCCGGUGGCCCUGGGCACCGCGGCCCUGCUCCUGCAGCACAGCUGUCCUCACCUGCUACGGUUUGAGCGGUGGUGCAGGCGGGCCAGCCUGGGGCUCUGCCUGCAGGAGGCCCUGGACGACUUCCUCCCUGUCGUCCGCGUGUACCUCCAGUGCAGGACCCGGGAACACUUCACGCGCCCCGCAGGAGUAUCCUCUGCUGUCAUGCCCGUCUUGAGGAAGGCCCUGUGGAGGCCGCUGCAGACCAGGCUUCUCAGUGCUGACGGGCCCCUAGAGUCUGGGCCGCAUCAGGAGAUCCUGGCCCAGCUGGUCCCAUUUGCAAGAGCCAAGGACCUCCGUGUCCUCAUGGACCAGUUGCCCCGCUUGCUUCAGACUCCAGGCAGUCACAAGAGUUGGGUCGUGGCUGACUCUGUCCUGGCUGUCCUGGAAGGGUCGGCAGAAGAGCUGCGUGCUUGGAAAAAGACUCUGCUGGAGGCCUGUGUACAGUGGCUGAUCGCGUCCUUUAGCGGCGGCCAGCAAGAUGACGGUACCCAGGAUCGAGAGAAGCAGAUGCUGCUAAGAUUAAACGAACUGUUGUGUCCUUGUCUGGCUUUAGGAUCAGGGAAUACUGGCCUCAGGUUGAGUUAUAGGAAGAGUUUCGCUGGGAACAAAAUUCCAG
Physeter macrocephalus (sperm whale) is the source of this 3385-nucleotide messenger RNA. Its product is annotated as nucleolar pre-ribosomal-associated protein 1-like. Gene Ontology annotation, cellular component: nucleolus. The annotation marks the transcript as partial. Lineage: Eukaryota; Metazoa; Chordata; Mammalia; Artiodactyla; Physeteridae. Gene Ontology annotation, biological process: maturation of LSU-rRNA from tricistronic rRNA transcript (SSU-rRNA, 5.8S rRNA, LSU-rRNA); maturation of 5.8S rRNA from tricistronic rRNA transcript (SSU-rRNA, 5.8S rRNA, LSU-rRNA). The transcript has 17 exons. The record is from RefSeq and is a predicted model, not a curated record.